Messenger RNA from Tigriopus californicus, 962 nucleotides. RefSeq names its product surfeit locus protein 1-like (gene Surf1). Lineage: Eukaryota; Metazoa; Arthropoda; Copepoda; Harpacticoida; Harpacticidae. Gene Ontology annotation, biological process: mitochondrial respiratory chain complex IV assembly. The record is from RefSeq and is a predicted model, not a curated record. Gene Ontology annotation, cellular component: membrane; mitochondrion. The transcript is spliced from 6 exons. The coding region runs from base 67 to 924 and encodes 285 amino acids.
GUUUAGAGGUCACAUUGUUGACGUUAGUUUCGACUCGAGCUCUUUUCAACUUGUCAUCCAGUCUUCAUGGGGUUCCCAUUCCGAGUUUGGCCCUUGGGUACCCGUGUGUCGUCUUGGCAUGGCGGGCGAUUUUCGCCCAUCCGAGUGCAAUCCAACUCGGCUUCCGGCAAAUACAGAUUCAAAGCCCUGCCCAACCUUCGCCAGGAACAGAACCAUUACGGCCCCGGGAAAUAUCUCCUCUUGAUCAUUCCCGCCACCACCUUCGGUCUAGGGGUGUGGCAGACCCAACGCUUGAGUUGGAAAUCGAAGCUCAUCCAAGAGUUAAGUGACAAGACCCAGGCACCUCCAAUAGACUUACCCGAAACGUUAACGGACAUCAACGGUUUAGAAUAUCAACGAGUUAAGGUUCGCGGCCGAUUUGAUCACACCCGACCAACGUUCAUUGGACCUCGGUCUCUUUUGACGAGCGACGAGACUUCGGCGGGCGGUCUGAUAUCCUCGAACUCGACCGCCGGUUGGCACGUGAUCAUGCCCUUUCAAUUGAGCGACCGCCCAGAGACCAUUCUGGUGAACCGAGGAUGGGUGUCUAAAUAUCACUUGGAUCCAAAGUUGCUUGCCGAUCAAUCCAGUCAAGACGAAGUCGAUGUGGUGGGCGUAGUAAGAACAACGGAGCCCAGGCAACAGUUUCAGCCCAAGAACUCUUUUCGCGAUAACAAAUGGUUGUCGAGAGACGUGGAGAAAUUGGCCGCCUACCUAAACACCGACCCGAUCUUCAUUGAUGCAUGUGAUAGUGUACCCAACGGACCCGUGGGCGGACAAACACGCGUCACUUUAAGGAACGACCAUCUAUCAUACCUUCUGACCUGGUUUUCUCUAGCCGCAGCCACAACGUAUAUGUGGAUCAAAAAAUUUGCUCUUAAAUGAUUCCCAUUCAUAAUAAAGAUGAUGAAACUAGUCCAGGA